UUUAAACUCAUGCACCUCUCGUGUGUGACGUUUUGUCUCUACGAUAGAAUCGUAAUAACUACCAGGGAUUCGAUCAUCAAUUUCAUUCGAACCUCCAACGCGGAAGCACGUGCUUUCAGCACGACCUCGAGCUCUGGGAAUUGUUUCGGAAUCAACUUCGUAGCUGUUACAAUGGUUCUAAAGUGUAAAUGACUAGUUAUGAUAUUAUAGUCAUUAGAACAAUUUUCUAAACUACAGAAUAAGAGCAAAAACAAAAUAAAUCUUUUUUCUAAUCUAUUGUUUUAUUAAUUUUUUUUUUUCAACGUCUAGUUCACACGUUUUUUUAUGAUCACAAAUAAUUAUUUUUGUCAACGCCGGAAGUGCUGUGAUUGUUCUCGAGUGCCUAUUGAAGUGUUUUUCUCAUUAAAUUCAUGAAAAUUGUCGCUGUUAAUCAUUUAAAUUUUAUUGUUGAGUAAUGUUUUAAAGAAGAAAGGCCAAAUUUUUUUGAAUUUCUUAUUAAGAUUAGAAAUUUUUUUUUCUGUGAAAUGAAUUGAAUGUAUAAUAAUAAAAUCUAAAUAUUUUACAAACAUCUCAUAAACGAUAGUCAUUUAUAGUGACAUGUAAAUUGCAAAUCCUUGAUCUAUUUUAUUUCUUAUGGUCACGACAACACGUGACAAGUUGUGAGAAUAAGUGUAAUAAAUGUAACAAACUAACAUAGUUCUCGUGUGGUUAAAUAAACGUAUAGUUUGUGCGUGUUAAUUUUAUUAAUUAUAAACUAUAAAAAAAUACGAUAAUGAGAUUGCUUCAGGUAUUUUUAUUGGUACUCUUGGUGAAUGUCGCGAGGGGUAGUUGGCAGCAACCCUGUGGCUCUUAUGGAUGUCCCUAUCAACCUCAUUACGAGCCCUUCGUUCCUGCACCACCAGGCCGUACGCCUCGAUGCGCCAAGCCUGGACAAACUUUCUGCGAAACUCUUGAUCAUUAUCCACAGCAGUUAAUAAAAUACCUGGUUGACAAGUGCAGCUAUAAUUUUGCAACCAUACUGAGGGAUGAAGCCCAAUAUGAUUUCAAUGCUGUUACAACAAGACCUGAUUAUACUAAUGGUUAUAAUUAUCCAAGACCGCAAGUGCCACAUUCUUUUCAGCAACCUGUUACUUUUUUACCACCACACUAUCCGUUUACUAGUCAACCACUUGCACCUUAUCCAUCGUCCAACACUACUGAACGAGGGUAUACGUAUUCACUUCCAUCAGAAACACAUCAGAGAAAUCCAUUUCUGCCAGAUGCUAUUCCAACUUAUCAGACCGAGUCAAGUACUCUACAGGUUCAUCAAAUAAAUCAUCGUGCUCCAACCUGGUGGGCGACGAGGUCCAUUCAUCGUAGUAGCGCAGGUCCACCCCCGCGAACUCGUCGGGAGAAUCCACUUCUCGAAUUCCAAAAGAGAAAUUUAAGAAAAAGACAAGCAAGUCCCGAAGCUAUUUCUCUUUGUAAAACUAAUUCUAAAUAUCUGACGCCAAAAGCAGCUCUCAAUAACAGAGGAAAUUGGAUGUAUGUUGUAAAUCUCCCUGAAACCAAUGAAAAUUAUUCUCAGUUAGUUAGAACUGAAGUUUGUGCAGUGACACAGUGUGAUGGUAUAUGCAGCAUACCAGAAGGAUAUACGAGUAGAUGUGAGCAGCAAUAUGUACAAAAAAGAUUAGUAGCAUUAGAAGGGAGUGGAGAUCGUCUUUAUACUGAUGUCUUUUGGUUUCCGCACGGAUGUACCUGUCAAAUAUUGCCGAACUUCUAGAGUCCAGAGCCGGAAGAAGAAAAUUAGUCUGGAUAAAAUGUACUUCUAAGUAGAAUAUUCUACAUUUGAUUUUUUUUUUAUUUAUUAAAUUAUUCUCCAGCUUGUAGAGGAUACUUCCGGUCGUUUACAUAGUCUCAAUAAUUCUUGUAAAGAUAUUGUAUUAAGGUCUGACAGUGCAAUGACUCGUCGAUUGUUGGCUAAAGAGAAAGGUGUAGAGCGGAAGAUGAAUAAUGCAUAAACGAUGACACAAAACCGGUUGUUCUUGUACUGGCUCAAAUUAUUUUUACUGGUCAUUCUAUUGUUAAUUUUUAUCGUGUUGAUGUUUUUAUCAAAUAUUGCUGACUCAACGGUUCCCAUGUAGAAAGAGUUGUUGCAAUUCGUGUAGUAUAAGAACCCCUCAUAUUGAGAAGAUGAGAAAUGAAUUAUCAUUAAUCAUAUUUUUCCUAUUCAGUUGAUUUUUUUUUCUCUUUUUCUCAAUGGGUAUAAUAGAAAUGCAGGACAAGCUUAUAGAGAUAAAUCGAAUCGUUUAUGUCAAACUGUGUGUUAGAGUAGAGAUCAAAGAUUUGAGAAAAAAUAUUAUUUUGUGAUUGAUCAAUGAAACGCUAGAUGUCGACGGUGAUUCUUCAUGCACAUUGCUCCUCUUGUCACAAAUUGAAAUAAUAAUAAUUGCUCCUCUUGAUAAAGAAUUUAAAUCAUUUGUUUAUUUAUGUUAAUUUAACAACA
Chelonus insularis is the source of this 2485-nucleotide messenger RNA. It is a transcript of the gene spz5, whose product is annotated as spatzle 5. The record is from RefSeq and is a predicted model, not a curated record. Gene Ontology annotation, molecular function: growth factor activity; Toll binding. NCBI's taxonomy places the organism in Eukaryota, Metazoa, Arthropoda, Insecta, Hymenoptera, Braconidae. Gene Ontology annotation, cellular component: extracellular region. The transcript is spliced from 6 exons. Gene Ontology annotation, biological process: central nervous system formation; innate immune response. Bases 773 to 1762 code for a protein of 329 amino acids.